AUGUGGGGCGCAGUGGCAAAGAGUUUAGACGACCAAGAGUUCUGCUCCGGCGAGAUGGGGCCUCACCUGCAGUGGUGGUAUACAGGACUGAAAAAGAACCCCGGCUAUUCACGGAUGCCAGUUUACCGCGUGAGGUGGAAAACUUUGUUGUACGUCGAUGUUGGAGUUUCAAACGCUCAGCCUUUUCCGAAGCUUUGUGCGCGGUCCUCGUCUAACGCUUGUGAUAUUGAGAAAAAAUUAGAAGAUGUCCCUGGUCCAAAACCGACUCUCCCUUUCAUUGGCACCAAUUGGCAAUAUUGGCCGCUUCUCGGAUCUUACUCAAAGGAUCAGUUACAUCUUGCCUACCUCGACCAGUAUAAAAAGUAUGGCGUGAUUCAUGCCGAAGAAUUCCAGUGGAGCCGUCCAUUUCUCAAAGUCUGUCACCCCGAGGAUUUCGAAGCCGUUCUUCGCCGACAAGGUAAAUAUCCCCGGCGACCAAUUAAUGCGGCUGUGAAGCAUUACCGAUUGUCGCAUCCGGAACGUUACAAGUCUCCAGGUCUGGUGGAAUCGGACGGCGAAGAAUGGUACUCUCUACGGAGUAAGCUUACUCCUGUCCUGAUGAAACCGCAAACAAUCCAGAAGUAUAUUUCUCAACAGCAUUCGCUUGCCGAAUACUUGGUCGAAUGUAUCAAGAGUUCCCGCGAUGUGACUAAUGCCGUCCCGAAACUCGAUGAUCUGCUCUUCCGUUACGCCCUCGAAUCUGUGUGUUUGCUUUGCUUGAACAAAAUGACGGGAUGUUUAAAUCCAAAUGGAGAACUGUCACCAGACGCGGAAAUUCUGAUAACGACGGUUCACAAAUUAUGGAAAUCGUUUCAAGAGGUUUAUUUCGGCCCUCCCUUGUGGAAAUAUUUUCCUACUCUUGGGUACAAACGUUAUGCUGAAGCGGAGGAUGUUAUUUACAGAAUCACGAGUGCUAUGAUCGACGACGUAGAGAGGGGAAUGGAAAACCGAGAUGACUCCGUAACUGGGCUAAUAUCUGAUGCUCUUUUGAGCGUGAAAGAUUUGGAUAGAAGGGAUGUUCGCACCACCAUGAUUGACUUCAUCGCUGCUGGCAUUGACAAUACUGCAAACAUGAUCAUUUUCAUGUUGUAUCUUCUGGCCAAGAAUAAGGAUGUGCAGGAUAAGUUGAGAAAAGAAUUGGACGAAAUACUAGGCAUUAAUCACGCAACCAUUUCACCGCAAUUUUUAUCUGAUGCUGUGUACCUACGCGCUGUGUUGAAGGAAACCUUCAGGCUGAUGCCGACUACGCCGAACCUUGUUCGGAUCCUUCCAGAUGAAAUAGUCAUGCACGGGUACAAGAUUCCUCCUGGCGUACCAAUAAGCUGCCAAAUGUACGUGGCGUGUCGUCUCGAAAAAUAUUUUCCACAGCCGCAGCUAUUUUCGCCAGAGAGAUGGCUAUCGUCUUCUGAUCAUCCGCCAAAUCGAUUUGCUUCGUUGCCGUUUGGUUGGGGUAGCCGAAUGUGCGUAGGACGGCGUUUUGCCGAGCAAGAAAUUCUCGUUACUGUUGCUCAGCUCGUUCGGCAGUUCGAGAUUUCUUAUCCAUCGACGCUAGAAACGAUUCACGAGUUUCUGAUCGUUCCGGUUCAUCCAACGGGAUUUUUCAUGCGGGACCGGCGAAGUAAAGCGAACAUGAACGCGGAAAAGUUAAAGAAAUUGCAAGGAGAGGUACGCAUUGGUGGUAAAGGCUCCGCUCGCCGCAAGAAGAAGGUCGUUCAUCGAGUCAAUAUCGUAGACGACAAGAAAUUGCAGUCCACUCUGAAGAAAGUCAAUUGUAAUCCCAUUCCCGGAAUCGAAGAGGUCAACAUGUUCAAGAACGACGGAACUGUGCUCCACUUCAACAACCCGAAAGUUCAAUUGGCGCUUUCAUCGAACAUGGUUGCUGUCACUGGUUCGGCCGAAUCUAAGCAGCUGGGUGAUAUGCUACCCAAAGUUUUCAAUCAACUUGGGCCAGAGCAACUGAUCAAGAUUUGCAAUUUCUCUGGACCACAAUCUCGUUCAGCUCCCGGAGCGGACGGUGACGCGACUACUACCGCCGACGAUGAAAAUGAUAUUCCGAACCUCGUGACCGACUUCGAGGCGGCGAGCAUGUACGAGCAGAAAACUACGAAGACUGAAGAUGCUUCGGAAGAAGCGGUGAAAAAAGAGGAGACGAAGCCUGAAGAAGACGCCCCGGUCGCUGCGGAAUAAUCGGCAAAUUGUAGUGGUAACGCGUGACGAAAAGACCAUCUUUCCUAUCUCUAUUCUCCGUGCGGGAUUUUACUCGUAAAAGAAAAAGAAAAGAAAAAACUGAAGAAAAGGCAAGGAAUAAACGCGAUUCCUACCGAGUCUCCCAAGUGCCUUCCCACAGGGUCGAGCCGGGUCUUGCAUUCUCUGUCGCUAUUGUUUCGCAUUCCUGGCUUUCGUUCGCGCUGUUUUGGUUGAAGUGUCGUGGAUGAGGGAAUGGCAUUGUGCGCUGCGUCGUUCCUCGUGAUGAUCAAGCAGCGAACUUCAUGAUUCCUGGUGAAGUGAGGAUAAACUUUUUCUGCCAGAGGGAUAACUUUCA
Notodromas monacha is the source of this 2581-nucleotide messenger RNA. NCBI's taxonomy places the organism in Eukaryota, Metazoa, Arthropoda, Ostracoda, Podocopida, Cyprididae. The record is from the annotation of a GenBank genome assembly.